This is a messenger RNA of Aethina tumida (small hive beetle), 1854 nucleotides long. RefSeq names its product plasminogen receptor (KT). Gene Ontology annotation, cellular component: plasma membrane. The record is from RefSeq and is a predicted model, not a curated record. Lineage: Eukaryota; Metazoa; Arthropoda; Insecta; Coleoptera; Nitidulidae. The transcript has 4 exons. Gene Ontology annotation, biological process: positive regulation of plasminogen activation. The coding region runs from base 237 to 695 and encodes 152 amino acids.
UAUAUGUAUAUAAUAUUCAGUGCAAUAUUGUAUAAUACAAAUAAGGGAUUAUACUGAACGAAUUGCUCAAUUUCUGGUGAUAUAAAUAAAAAAAAAUAACUAAUCACUGUUUCUCAAUAUUGAUUUAUGAUUAACUGUCUGGAUAAAUUGUAACAACUUAAACGUGAUUUACCAAUUCUGUGAUAAUAAGCUGUCUGUUUUAAUAUAUAAAUAAUAAAAUUAAACAUUUGUAUAAAAUGGGUAACACUAUAAACAUGGAAGAGAAUUUUAGGAAAAACCAGGAUUUUAUUACUGAAAUGAACACUAUCAAAAUAGAGAGACAAUUGCAAAUGAGAAAUCAGAUGAGGGAGAGGGAAGUUGCAUUAGAAAUAGCUAAAAAUCGAGAACUGUUUUAUUGGUAUGGAUCUUUCUAUUUAACAAGUAUUGCUUGGGUAACGUCAAAUUUAAGGCACUUUAAAAGGAAGUCCUUUGCUAUUUCCUCGUUAAUACCUCUUACUUUUAUUAUGGCUUAUCAAGCAGAUUUAGCAUAUGGUAAUAAAUUACAUCGAAUUUUAGUUGAAGCUGAACAUAUUAUGCAGUUUGAAGAAGAUUUGUUGAAUCUUCCAUUAGGAGUUCCCACCGCAGCUUCAGUAGAUUUGAAGAGACUGCAAAACGAUGAACAGAAAAAAUUACACCCACUGUUGCCUCAAAAAUAAAUAAUGCACAAUAAUAAAAAAUUGCAUAGUGGAUAGGCUUUACCUAUCUCCCUUGUUCUAAUAAUUACUCUGUUUUAUAUAUGUACAUACGGUAAAAUAAAAAGUAAAGGAAUAUUAAACAGAUUUAGUCAUUAAUAUUUCCAUAAAAAUAAAAUAAAAUAUUGAUGAUUAUCUAUUUUUAACUUUUAAUAACCUUUACUUUUUAGUGUGAACUAGGAAAUAAUGUUUUUGAUAAAUAAUCAAUUUUUAUCUGGUUACAAGAAUUUAUAAAUACAAUUUUACUAUAAAGCUCAAUUAAGUCUUCAUAGAUACAGAUAAAUGCACUUACGAAGACCUUUAGAAAUAUUUAAAUACAACAAUAAUUAUAUGUAAACGUCUUAAAUUCUUUUUAUAUUUGAAAAAUAAUAUACAUAAAAAUUCGUUCAUAUAUAUUAUAUAUAUUUGAAAAUGUUUGAUAUUGAUAUAUUAGUGAUAUGGGAUUACAUUUGUACCAAUAUCACAUAACUUUAAUCCUUGUUAAAUCUGGUAAAAUUUAUAAAUCUAGUUAAUAUUAAAUUUUCUUCCUGUUUCAAGAAUAUUAUCUAAAUAAAUACACAUCCCAAUAAAUGUGGUCCAGGUAAACACGAGUUACAAUUGAAAGUAUUAGUGAAUAAAUUUAUUUAUUUUGGUAUAUAAACAUUAUGAUUUUAAUGAAACUACAGUUUCAUGGUAAAUUUUAAAUAAUUCACUGACCUCUUCAAUUGUUGAUGGUAAUUACAUUCUCAAGUCACAUUAGCUGGAUAUUCCUCAAAAUACAAUAUUAUUAUCUAUAUAUAGGGUGUCAAACACUGAAAAUUAUUGUUGCUGGUCAAAUUAAUUUAAUUUGUUGUGUAUUUUAUAUUUUUAUUACAUUAAACUCGAAUAUUUGAAAGCACAAUAUUUUUGUUUUAGUUAUGGUAUAAUUAUGCGAAAAAGAAAAAACAAUGACAUUUUGAAAUCACCAUUUGAAGCUGUUGCUCCACUAAUCUAAUAAAUGCUGUGUUAAGUCAAAACUGACUAAAAUAUCAUUGUUUUUAACUUAAUGGUAAGGAGAUUUACAUAUUUUUAAUUUAAAAUAAUAUAACAGCACUGAUAUAAAUUAUGUUAUGUCAAAAUAUAAAUAAAUUUUUAUUUCGUGUUA